CGCGCGGCGCAGCAGUCUCUGCCAUACUUUUCUAGUCGUUUCGAGAAGUUUCGUGUUUCUUAGAUAGUACAAGAAUAAAUUUUGUUUGUGUGAUGAAGCCUUUAGAUUUGUAGAAAAAUAACUUAAAUAGUCUUUUUACGUACGAUACUAACAAGAUAGCAAAAUAACUUUCGUGGUUUGUCGACUCGUGGGUUUGCGAUCUUGGCGGUGAACCAAAAAGUUUAUCAUUUGUCUACGCGCGAUGCCUCGCUGACAACGCUUCGCGUGUUUUAUGCUGUGGCGCGAAGUAUGGAAUCGUCGGGUGAGGGCGGCAAAAAAACGGGCGAGCAACCCGAGAGUGUCCGUCGAGAAAAAUCGGAGGCGUUCUCGCGUCACCGUGGCGAUGAUCGCGUGGCCGGCCAACACGUAGUGGUGAUGCCACCCGCACCACCGCUGCAAGGCUCGUCAGAGACUAAGAAAGUGGCGGCUACGUUCCCACCCACGACUAAGUCAAGAGAGGCACUGGAGUUGGAGAUUCAAAAGAAAAAGAAAGUGAUUGGAACCAUCAAGCUAAACACCCUUCCUGACGGAGGCAGACGGCUCAAAGACCAGCUGAAAGAACUGGAGGACCAGCUCUCCCUUCUGUGCCUGUCGGCAACAAGUAAUGCCAGCACGAAAGGCAUCUCUGCAAAGAAUACGAGCGCAGCUGCUGAACAUGUUUCCCGAGGGGAGGAGAGAUCAGGCAUGGCAUUCGAGAGGGCAGUGCAACAAGCAGACACAAAAGCCGAGCUGCCAGCUCCCACUGCCAAAGAGCUGAAAAAGAGUGCCCCAACUGAAAGGGGUGCUGGAAAACUUGACACUUUUAAAGACAGCCAGCCUUACAAGAACUCUCAAACGAAGCAUAGUGCUGAUGCACAUCAUGCAAGUUUGUCUGCAUCAAGAGGCAAUGAUAAAAAGCCUAGUGACAGGUCAAGCGAGGAUGUAGGAAAGAGCAACGCUCUGCCCAAGAGUCCAGAAAUGCAAAGGCCACCUGAUUCUAGAGACUACAGAGCGCAGAGCUCAUCGCCCAAGCAUCUUCCGGAAGAGGGUGAUCUGUCGAGCAGCAAGUGUGAGUCAAGCUCUCAAUGCCCAACGGGAGAUGUUUCAACUAAGGGGAUAUUGAUAUCGCCUUCAGAGAGUGCGGCGGAAGGACCAGGACUUGGUGACAGCGUCGUGGCCAAGAGGCGUCCCGUUAGCCCCGUGGCACGUGUCGGCGUCUGCCAGGAAGAUUCUCGGCCUCCGACAAGUGCACUGCAUAGCGUAUACGACCGCCGCGUUCUCCUCACGUCUCCAUUGCCGCUCAGCAAAGUGGCCGUUUCGUCGGCUGCAGUGAAGAAAGGAGCCACCUCAGAGACGCUGGGCACUCGCAUCUCCAGAGGCCUGUCGCAGCAGUGCACCGCUCGCCUGCAGCCCUUGAUCCAGAGUCUGUCCAGCCAACCUGACGAGUGGGACGAGAGCCCCCAGCCGCAAGGGGUACGCACUGCCCUGAUGGCCCACCAGCGACAAGCCCUGCAAUGGAUGCUUUGGAGGGAGGAGCAAGAGGCUCCGGGGGGCAUUCUCGCUGAUGCAAUGGGUCUGGGCAAGACGCUGACCAUGUUGUCACUUGUGGAACAGCAGCGGUCAAGGGACAAGGCGCACAAGUUGGCUGCGAAAAUCAAGAGUAAUGACAAAACUGAUGGCAAGAACGACAGUGAAACAGCGGCUCCUGCGCCACCCAGGGGUGGGACACUGGUGGUUUGCCCGCUGUCCCUGCUGCACCAGUGGGAGGAGGAGGUGCAGCGACACCUUCCUGGUCAAUGGCAGGUGCACGUGCACCACGGGCGCAACCGCACAGUCGACCCAGAGGAGUUGGCACGUUGCGACCUAGUCGUCACCACUUACGACACCAUCAGCAGUGACUGGGCUCGCGUUGAUGCUACAGGCAAGAGUGGGCUGUCCCCGCUGUUUACAGUCAAGUGGCGCCGCCUGGUACUGGACGAGGCACACAAUAUCCGCAACCUGCACACACGGCGUGCCAAGGCGGCCUGUGCAUUGCUCGCAUGGUCACGCUGGGCCCUCACGGGGACUCCCGUGCACAACGACCUCAACGACAUGCGUUCCUUGCUCAAGUUCCUGCAGUGUCACCCAUUUGAUGAUGACUCCUUUUGGAAGCAGUGGGUCAAGGAGAACCCUGGGCCUGAGGCACUCGCCGUGGUGAUGAAAUGUGUCCUGCUUCGCCGAACAAAGGAGCAAAUGGGCAAGGAUGGCAAGCCACUGGUGCCACUGCCUCAAAAAAGCAUCAUCCUCCACAAACUUUCUCUUGAGGGAACUGAGGCUAAAGUGUACAAGGAGUUGGACGAGUGGUCUAGGUCGAGUGGGCCCGAGAAAUACAGAGACCCCGUGACUGGGCGCGAGCUGUACCGCAACGUGGGCUCUCGACGCUUCGUCAUGCUCAUUCGGCUUCAGCAGGCCUGCUCUCAUCCCGCUCUGCUCAAAAAGAAAGUCUUGGAGGAUGCUGCCAUAGACACAGACGAGCUCCUCUCGGCAGGCAUGGCUGGGCUCCAGCUGUCGGAUGACUUGGCCGCAAAUGAAGACAGGCUGGAUGCACUGAACCUAGACAAGUACGCCAGUGCACAAGAAUUUGAUAUUGCCUACGUCAGCUGCAAGAUCAAGACUCUGCUCGACAUGCUUCUGAAGGUGCGGGAAGAGUCAAACAACCAAGAUAAGAGUGUGGUGGUGUCUCGGUGGACUUCACUCCUGUCACUGGUGCGCCAUCACCUGGAUCGGCGAGGUAUCCCCUCGGUCACCAUCCAGGGUAGCGUCCCCGGUCACCAGAGGGCUUCCUACGUGGCCAAGUUUAACGAUCAGCGAGAAGGACCCACAGUAAUGUUGCUCUCCCUCGAAGCUGGUGGCGUGGGCCUUAACCUGGUAGGGGGCAAUCACAUGUUUGUCCUCGACGUGCACUGGAACCCUGCUCUGGAAGCACAGGCAUUUGAUCGUAUUCACCGUGUGGGGCAGACCAAAACGGUUGUUAUCAACAGGCUCAUUUGUGCAGACACCAUUGAGGAGCGUAUUCUGGAACUGCAGAAGCACAAGCAGCAGCUUGCGGAAUCUGUCGUUGCACGGAGGCGCCUGACGGCCAACGACUACGACUUCCUUUUUGCCAAAGUCUCUUGACCAAUCGCAUAGAUUGUAAAGUAAUAGCAAAGGGACAGUCUGGUUCCACAUUAUUUAAAAUUUUCUGCUGUGAUUGAUGGCCUUGCUUUUCUACUUGAUCAUUUACUUUUUGGUGUUGUGGUUGUGUUUUCGGUGAUGCAAUAAAAAAUUUUACUACUGCAUCGAGAUCUUAAA
This is a messenger RNA of Rhipicephalus microplus (southern cattle tick), 3348 nucleotides long. RefSeq names its product transcription termination factor 2-like. Gene Ontology annotation, biological process: DNA repair. NCBI's taxonomy places the organism in Eukaryota, Metazoa, Arthropoda, Arachnida, Ixodida, Ixodidae. The record is from RefSeq and is a predicted model, not a curated record. Gene Ontology annotation, molecular function: ATP-dependent activity, acting on DNA; ATP binding. Gene Ontology annotation, cellular component: nucleus.